Stylophora pistillata is the source of this 1866-nucleotide messenger RNA. RefSeq lists its product as uncharacterized. Gene Ontology annotation, biological process: DNA integration. Gene Ontology annotation, molecular function: nucleic acid binding. Lineage: Eukaryota; Metazoa; Cnidaria; Anthozoa; Scleractinia; Pocilloporidae. The record is from RefSeq and is a predicted model, not a curated record.
AUGAAGGCUAAAAUCCUGCUUCAGGAAUUAUGGGCAAGGGGUUAUGACUGGGAUGAUGUCAUUCAUGAUGAAAUCGCAAGUAGAAUCGGAAGUUGGUAUGGUCAGCUUGGGAGGCUAGGUGAUGUGCAGGUGCCUAGAUGUUUACGUGAAGCAAGGGAGGUAGUCGCUAAGAGAAUCAUCACGUUUGUGGAUGCUUCACUGCAAGCUUAUGGAACUGUUGUAUAUCUACAGUGUGUAUACAAUCAUGCUACCGUUUCAAGUCGACUGGUCGGUGUAAGCAUGGAUGUAUUGUGGUGGAUUCGGGGACAUGGGCGGAACUUUCGUCCCUUUGUGGCUAAUCGUAUCGGGGAGAUACAGAUGGUGGCAGAGCCAUCGCAGUGGCAACAUGUGCCGACAGGAGAAAAUCCAGCUGAUCUAUGCACAAGGGGAGGAACAACAGACGCACUGUUAGAAAACUCACUCUGGUGGCAUGGACCAAAGUGGUUACUGCUAGAGGAUAAGGCUGGUUGGCCUAAGAUGGAUGUAAAGAGUCGCCCUGCUUCAUUACCGGAAUUGAAGACACUAGACCGUAAGGAAGAGGAAGAAGAUGUUGCAACUGUUCUAACAUGUCGCCAGCAGAGCCCAAUGAAUCGAGAAGAAAAUGGAAGGGCGAAAUCAAAGUGGGAAAACUGGAGGCUUGAACCCACACGUUUUUCAAGUUGGACACGCUUAGUGCGGCUACAGGCCAGGGUGUGGCGAGUGAUCUACAAUAUGUGCAAUCCAAGGGAAAGGAUGAAAGGACAAGAACUGUUGCCAGAAGAAAUUGAAGAUGCAGAGGUGGAAAUUAUUAAUCGAGCACAGUUGAAGGCAUUUCAUGAAAAAUAUAUCGCAUUAUUGAAAGGAAAGGAGAUUCUAAACAAGAGUUCACUGAGUAACCUAUGUCCCUGGCUGGACGAUCAAGGUGUUCUGCGAUGUGGUGGUCGACUUCAAUUUUCCGAAUAUCCUCCGUACAAUAUUAGUGGAAGAUCCUGGAUUGUUGCAGCGCGUGAGGAGAUAAGGGCAUGGGAGAAUGAAUGCAGUGAGUGCAAGAGGAGAAGGAACAAGCCGGCCACACAGAUAAUGGGGCCAUUACCACAAGUAAGGCUGCGCUUCACAUUUCGUGCAUUUGACCAGACUUCGGUGGACUACGCAGGUCCGUUCACCACUAUACAAGGACAUGGGCGUCAACGAUUUACUAGCAGACGAGGCGUACCUAAGGAAAUGAUUAGCGAUAACGGCACCAACUUUGUGGGAGCAGUUAAUGAACUCAAGGGACUUGUGGGUCAACUGGAAAAAGAUAAGAUUCAGAGAACGACCACACAGAAGGGAGUGAAGUGGACUUUUAACCCCCCAGGAACUCCUCAUUUUGGUGGGGCACAUGAGGUGAUGGUCAAGGCAGCGAAGAAGGCAAUAUAUGCGGUGCUAUGUAGUAGUGAUGUCACAGACGAAGAAUUGAUCACAGUUGUCACAGGUGCUGAGAGCUUGCUUAACUCUAGACCACUCACCUAUCAGUCAGCAAAUAUUAAGGAUGAUGUGCCGUUAACACCCAAUCAUUUUUUGAAUGGGCAAAUGGGUGGGCAAUUUGCACCAGAGAGCGUCGACACUACGAAGUUUAACCCACGGAAGAGGUGGCGCAAGGUCAAAGAACUGAUCUCACGAGUGUGGUGCAGGUGGUUGAUGGAGUACUUACCUACGCUGAAUACUCGUGCAAAGUGGACCGAAGUCGUCAAUGACCUCAAGAAAGGAGACAUUGUGCUAGUCCUGGAAAAAAAUCUGCCAGGAGGGAAGUGGCCUUUGGGCCGUAUGUGGAAACAUAUCCGGGAAAAGAUGGACAUUUACGCGUCGUGA